AGUUCAAGUUUUCUCCCAAGUUGUUUGCUUGAUCACUUCACGUUUCACUUUCACUUGAUCAACUUUACUUUUCAACUUCUGACUUUCAUUUUUCGGGUCUUCUGAUUUUUGAUAGUUUUUCCUGUUGACCUUUUCUUAGGCUUCUACUUUCAUACUUUGUCUGUUUAAAUUAUGGAUUCAAAAUCUGGUUACCCUGAUCUUUCUGGUUCAGCACCACCACCAUCUGGCUUUGGACCUCCACCACCAUACCCAAUGGAUAACCAUCACCCAAUGUCUCACCACCAUCCACCUCCUGGUAUGCAGUAUGCCCCUGUAGCUCCUGGACCACAGAUAAUUGCUCCACCACCAAGUUUCGGGGCUUACCCUCAAAACGCUUUCUGUGCCCACUGUAAUCAAAUCGUGACUACCAGAACUGAUUUCAAAGUUGGAGUAUUGACAUGGUUGGCUUCAGCUGGUUGCUGUUUAAUUGGAUGUUUCGCUGGAUGCUGUUUAAUCCCAUGUUGUACCGAUUUUACUCGCGAUGUAGAACAUGCAUGUACCAAAUGUGGCCGAAGGCUUGGAAUCUACAAACGAUUAUAACCAACCUUUCAAUUCUAGUUCCCAAUCUUACCUUAAAUGAAAGUCAAGAGCAUCACUGAAACUACUUCUCUUGAUAAUUACUUGACUGAACACUGCUUUGAUCUUGCUAAAUCGAUUCGUGUCAAUUUAAAUUUUGGUAACGCACAUUCAUAUUGUACAUUUCAAUGUAAAAUCAAUGACCUCUUCAAUUUUUUUCUGUGAAUCACCAAACCUUUUGAAUCCAUCCUGCAUCUGUAAAUUUAUUGGACCAGUAUUCAUGUGCUAAUCUCAAUUGAUUUUGUUCAUAGUGCUAUGCGAUGUAAACAAUUGGCUAUUCGUCAUUUGGAAAGUGCAGGUGUAUCUCUUGUUUGGUGAACCUAUCUCUGGUUAUAAAAUAACUUCCUUGGAAUCAUGUUUAUCAUGUAACCACUAAACUAAAUCACUUUAUCACUGUAUUUAUUUCAGUGAUACCAUUCUCAAUAUUGGAAAUUAAAUUCAAAUUUUU
This is a messenger RNA of Tetranychus urticae (two-spotted spider mite), 1063 nucleotides long. RefSeq names its product lipopolysaccharide-induced tumor necrosis factor-alpha factor homolog. Lineage: Eukaryota; Metazoa; Arthropoda; Arachnida; Trombidiformes; Tetranychidae. The record is from RefSeq and is a predicted model, not a curated record. Gene Ontology annotation, molecular function: zinc ion binding. Gene Ontology annotation, cellular component: nucleus; cytoplasmic side of late endosome membrane; cytoplasmic side of lysosomal membrane.